Molecule: messenger RNA, 1898 nt
Organism: Lasiosphaeria miniovina
Lineage: Eukaryota; Fungi; Ascomycota; Sordariomycetes; Sordariales; Lasiosphaeriaceae
Exons: 2
Coding region: 100-1641 (513 amino acids)
Source: RefSeq, a predicted model, not a curated record
GUGAGAGUUGAGCGCUCUUUGGGUACGGGCACGAAAAUAAGCGCUCUGCCCCAAGUCUCUUGUGCUUUGCAUUCACGAACGCCUGGACUGGGAUGUCUGAUGCUUCACUAUCGCUGCGGGGUUAGGGUCUUCGCACAAAGAUUUUUUCAAUCCCAGCUUGCCAAGAAAGCGAGCAGCCCGCACAGGGGGUGGCGCCUGUGCAUCGCUCGACGCGUCGCCUCGCCUCGCCUCACCUCUUUACACCUCGCUCUUUUCACCAAAAAAAUACCACAUUCGAGUAGCAUUCACCGGCCAUGGCAUCACAAUCAGCUACCCCAAGCGGCCCGCCGCAAAUCCCACAGAACAUCAAGCAAGCGAGCAAGAACGGAUCUCUUGAAGGACUAUGAACGUCUCGGCCUUGACCUCGUCCUAUCUAGGAAAGAAGUUCGACCGUCGACUAGUUUUGACGCUCAAUAUUGGACAUCAGCUGCGGCCACAUGCGACGCAUCGGUCGCGUAUCUUCAUGCCGAGACCGAACUCGCCAUCCGAGAUUGGGUCGAUGGCGGGGAAGGACCUGCUGCAUCAUGGUGGGAAACUACCGAAGCACGCCGCAUCAUCGAGGAGAUAAAAGCUAGCACAUUGGAAAAGACGCUCUACACGAAACAAGCCGAGACGGUCAAGCAAAGUAGUCCUAUUAGACGAGCAUUCCAAGCCAUGUUCUCGACAAGCCAACUUAGUAUUUGCGCUGACAAAGUUAGUAUAGGCGCACGCAAGAGAUCAGAACAGUCAAAGUUCAAAGAUGAUCUUAUUCAAUUUUACCGUGCCGCUACAACAAAACGGAACAAACCAAAAAUCAUUGUAACCGUUCACGACUCCGCUACUGGCUACGAAUUUGUCAAGUUAGGUGUUACCGCCGCACAUUUAUUUCCCUAUAAGCUUGGUCCUGACGUUUUGGUUGCGGUAUUUGGCGAGGAUGUCGAAAGUGAGCUGAUGACGUCACUAAAUGGUCUGCUGCUUCAACCUGAUGUAGAGUCGGCUCUUGACGACGGUGCUAUCGCCAUUGUCCCCGACCUACCCGAUAACCCCACGACCGAACAAGUAGCAGACUGGGAGAGAAAGGAGCCAAAGAAUUAUCGAUGGUGUAUUAUCGACGAGGAUGCAGAAUCGCUCGAGACGGUUGUUGUUCCCGAGGGCCAGGGUAUAAGUAUUCGGGAGCUAGAGGGUCAGAGGCUGUCAUUCAAGAAUGACAAUCGCCCAAGAGCAAGAUAUCUAUACUUCCUCUUCGUCGUUGCGCAGCUCAAGAUGGCAUGGAGACACGAAUACCGCACUGAUCCCGCCAAGAAGCUGAAACCCCAGCUAGGAAAGGGGUUCUGGGCAACGCGAGGAAGAUAUCUCAACCGGGCGCUUCUCCUCGCUCUCGCCAAAGAAAUCGGCCAUGAUACAGCAUUCCCAGAGAAUAUCCCGUCUCUGUCCGGAACCAAUCACGAUACCCAACCUCAAGGAGACGACGAUGACGGCGAGGCUGGACUUGUUGCCAUCGCAAAGAUCAUUGCAGCUCAGAGACGAGGGGACGAAGAGGAGGAAGAAGAGGAAGACUGUCACUGUCACUGUCACAGUGGUGGCUCAGGCUCCACUAGCGCUCCGGCAGUGCCAGACAUCUAGAUACCUACCCCUGCACUAGCCGUGAAACUAGGGUGCCGCAGGUAUCCUGCGAGAUUACGUAGAAGAAAGCUACUAGACUUAUUGCUAUUACCCUUCCACGGGUGUCUCAAUAAUGACAUAUGGCACACAAUCGCCAUCCAGCCCCUGAUUCUCUUUUCCUACCCCGCCGUGCUCUGGUCCGCCGUCGUCUACGCCUGCUCCGUUGGGUGGCUGAUCGUUAUCUCGGAGUCGGUAGCCGUGAUUUACCGCGAAGAAAU